Molecule: messenger RNA, 1921 nt
Organism: Dendronephthya gigantea
Lineage: Eukaryota; Metazoa; Cnidaria; Anthozoa; Malacalcyonacea; Nephtheidae
Product: bromodomain-containing protein C631.02-like
Exons: 8
Coding region: 77-1489 (470 amino acids)
Biological process (GO): chromatin remodeling
Molecular function (GO): protein binding
Source: RefSeq, a predicted model, not a curated record
CGGUAAAGUCUCUACACCUCGUAAAGUAUGUCGAGAACAUCACCUCACACUGGAAUAUCAAAACAAAUCGCGAUUCAUGUGCUGUAUGUGUGUCAAAGAACUUCCACCAGGCGAAUUAGCUAGAAAUAGCAUUGAACCUAUAGAUGGAGUUGCAUCUGUUCUUAAGGAAAGGCUUGAUAACAGAAUUAGAGAAUUGGAUUUGGUUUCACAGUCAAUUCACAAGAGAAUUGAAGCGAGUGAUGAGAGCAUUAGCUCUGCUGUGGAAUGUGCAAGAUCUGAAGUGCGAAGGUUUUUUACUGCCCUUAACUUGCUUCUGAAUAAACAAGAAGAAUCGUUUCAACAUCAGCUUACGUCGUUAUUGCAUACGACGACAUCGCGACCAAUUUUUAAUGAAAUGCGAGAAACUUCAGAAGCUAUUGAUGAACUUGUUGAAAAAGGGAAAGGAUUAUUGUGUGAAGAUAAUCUUGUUGUUUCCAAAAAGUUUGAUCAUAUCUCCAGAGUAAUCGAUGAGUUACUCCUUAGUGACAACGUUAAUAAAUUUCCAUCACCUACGUUACAAGUAUCUAUUAAUGUUCAUCGACAUCUUCUGGAAAUGGUCAGACAUCCUGGGUAUAUAUCCACCACCUUUGAUGAAUGUAGAGCAUCAAGAAAUGUUGUUUACAAAAGUGAACAGAAGCCAAACAAAUUUGAUGAAAGUGUUGAAGAGAAUUUUGAUGCAAAGGAAAAAGAUGAUGUUGGGGAAACAUUUCCUACUCCACCUCAAGUCUCUAUUUGUUCUCCGCCAAUUAGUGUAACAGGAGAAGACGAUGAAACCCCGUAUCCGCUGAUGCCUCGAUUUUCUCGAAAUUCUAGUCCAAUGUUGUCCAGUCCGGAAGAGGACAUGACUUUACGACCAUUGGCUGUUAAUAAUGUCAACAACGAGAACGAACAGAAAGGAGUAUGUUCUUGUCGUUCUAACGAGUCACUUGAUUCAGAAACUCCGAGAAAUACAAAAGAUGCAAAGGAUUUAAACCAGAAGACAGAUGGCAAUCAUGAUCCAAGCAGUAAAUGUAAGGAAAACAAAAGUGUUAAGAGGAAACUUUCCGAAAAGAGCCUCUUACUUCCUUUUCCAAGAAAAUCAAGACGCACUGAGGCGUCGAAAGAAUUGAAUCUGUGUGACAAGUUAUUAACCGAACUGUGGGUCUCAGAUGAUUCAUUCCCGUUUGCUAGACCAGUUGACCCUAAAAAGGUCCCUAAAUAUUACGAAAUAAUAAAAAAUCCAAUUGAUUUGACGGCCAUCAAGACGAAAUUACAAACUAUAAACUAUGAUUCAGUGUAUGAUUUUGUUGACGAUAUGAAAUUGUUAUUUGAUAACUGUUAUCUUUUUAAUCCGCAAAAUACGUCCAUAUAUCAAAAUGGUGUGAAUUUGGAAAAACAAUUUAUGACCUUGCUGCGAGCAAAUUUCCCCACGCUUUACUAUCAAUCAUCAAUUCCCGAAAAUAAUGUGUAAACUUUUUAAAUAUUGUUGAAGAUACCUCUUUGAAGUGCUGGAAAUAAAGUUAUCUAACUGUGGUUGUAAUAGAUUUGCAUGGAUAUAUUUGUGUAAUAGUCGAUGGAUAGUCGAUCAAGACAUCGCCUGGAAACUCGUCUAGAGUCAUGAUCUCGAUAAAGCACUAAAACAGUAUUUACGAAUUACGGGGAGAUUAACCCAUGGACAGACAGUUGUGUCGUGGCCAUUUUUUUUCCGCAAGCAAUCGAAAGCAUCCUUAUAACGUCACGGAAAACGGGCUUUAUCUUGUCUUGCAUGCAGGCACACGCACGUGUUAAACGCCGGAUUUGAAAAGCGCGAUAUAUUCCGCAAAGACGCCGCAAAUAUUGUUUUAUUAUUUGAGGGCAACACAAUGAGAUCCCGACCCCCGGCCUAAAGUGUGUAACUAAUUUA